GGAUUAAUUUCUGACCUGUAUACUGAGAGAAAACUAAUCGCCAAGUAUAAUAUUUUUUUGCCUCACUUGAACGAACCUUCAUCACACACACCUUCUUCAGAUGCCCAAGCAAAAAGCUCCAAGGAAGCAACUCAAGUCCUAUAAACUCAAACAUAUCAACAAGACGAUUCAAGAGGGAGAUGCUGUGUUGAUGCGGUCGUCGGAGCCGGGGAAACCGUCGUACGUAGCGAGGGUAGAGGCGAUCGAGACGGACGCGCGUGGAUCGCACGCGAAAGUUCGUGUGAGGUGGUAUUACCGCCCCGAGGAAUCUAUCGGAGGGAGGAGACAGUUCCAUGGAGCCAAGGAGGUUUUCCUCUCGGACCACUUUGAUUUUCAAAGCGCCGAUACGAUCGAAGGCAAGUGUAAGGUCCACAGUUUCAGUAGCUAUACCAAACUCGACUCCGUCGGAAACGACGACUUCUUCUGUCGUUUCGAGUACAAUUCCGCCACCGGCGCCUUUAUUCCUGACAGAGUUGCCGUGUUCUGCAAGUGUGAGAUGCCGUACAACCCUGAUGACUUGAUGGUUCAAUGCGAGGAGUGUUCCGAGUGGUUUCAUCCUUCUUGUAUUGAAACAACAAUAGAGGAAGCUAAAAAGCUGGAUCACUUCUACUGCGAAGAGUGUUCCCCACAAGAGCAGGAUUUGCAGAACUCAAAUUCAACUUCUAAACACAGAGAUGUCAAGGUGAAUGGAAAGCGCAACUUGGAGGUAACCAAGCCGAAGAACAGACAGACUAAGCGACCAGGUUAACAUAAACCUGUAAAGGCUAUAUAUAUAUAUGUGGGGUGAGUUGAGUAUCAAUCAUAUAAUAUGUAAAAGGUGGUUUGUUUUCUAUCUCCCUCUCUAGUUUUUCUUUGUUAAGAAGGAGGGUUUAGGUCGUUGGCUUGAUUAUAUGUAUAGUCUAUGGUUCCUUAUCUGCCUUUAAGUUGUCACAUAAAAAGUUUGGGUAAAAUGGUUAUGUUUAUAACACAAAACAAAGAGAGGGUCGGUUGCUCAUUUGGUUGUUGUUUCUACAAUUUUGAACUCGAGAGGAAAGUGAUGACUUUUGAACCAAAA
Messenger RNA from Capsella rubella, 1093 nucleotides. Its product is annotated as chromatin remodeling protein SHL. Gene Ontology annotation, molecular function: chromatin binding. The record is from RefSeq and is a predicted model, not a curated record. NCBI's taxonomy places the organism in Eukaryota, Viridiplantae, Streptophyta, Magnoliopsida, Brassicales, Brassicaceae. The transcript is spliced from 5 exons. The coding region runs from base 101 to 787 and encodes 228 amino acids.